GUAACAGCUUGUUGUUUGCGCGUUAUUUAUGCGCUGUUGUGAGAAUGGAUACCUGUAAGAAAAAAAAAAAAAAACUAAAUGAAAAUGAUGCAUUCUAAAACGCAACAUACAUUCCCAAACCGAUUUACGUAAAAUAUUAAAACAGUAUGAGACUUUCAACCUUAACUUGAGGCUAUGGUAAGGAUCAAAAUUUCCGUCACAUGCCCGUAAAGUGAGCCUUAAUGAACAUCGUCGCAAAAAGAGGAAACCGAGAUGAUGUCCAUAGCAGAACAGAAAGCCAAGAUUAACAGCGACAUCCAAGCCCUUCGGAAGAAAAUUCAGUUGUCAGAGGGCGAGAGCAAAGCCUUCUACGAGGAGAGCGAGGGAGAGAAACAAGCUAACAAGGCGGCCAUAACGACCCUUCGAGGCGAGAUCAAACACCUCCAUGUCAAAAUCGAGGAGGCAAAACAGGGCAGCGAGCGGAGCGUCGAGAGAGUCCUGCAGCAGCGGCGCCGUGCCAUCAGCGCCCCCGUCAAGGUCAAGAAAGCGGAGGGCGCCAUCAGGGCCUCCGAGUACAAGCUGCACGACCUCGUCAAAAGGCUCAACUUCCUCCAGCACUCUCGGAAACAGCGUGAAAAUCGGCUGAACUCCCUAAAACAACAGCUGGGGGAAUCGUCUUCAGACAGGGUACAGGAAGAGCACCGCACAAUUCAGCAGUUACAACAGGAUCUGAUCGCGCUGGAGAACGAGCAGGAGCGAGUGGGCGUGAGUGUGACGGAGGCGGAGAGUGUGAAGCGGCGCUACGGAGCCAUGGUGACGGCGCUCAAAGGGGAGGCAGCCUCCUACAGGACGACCCUUGACACGCUGCACGCCAGACUCGCCGAGGAGAAGGAUUCCUUGAAGAACUUGAGGGAUAGCAGGAAGAAAGCAGAGAAAACACGAGACUGCUUGAGAACGCGCCUGCAUGAGGAGGAGGAAAGCGCUUACGAGACCAAGAGGGAACGCGAAAAGAGGCUCUUCGAAUUUCGGAAAAAAGCCGAGGAGCGCCGUCAGCAGGACCUGGGCGCCGCCGUGGACCGCAGGCUCUCCAUCAUGAGGACGCCCACGCGCAGGGACUCGCCCACGGCCGCCCUCACGCAGGACACUCAGGAGCAGAUCGAGGCCGAGCUGGAGAAGUACCAGCAGCUUUUCUCGAGGUUGAAGGAAGUGCUCGGUGUGACGAGCGUGGAGGAGGUGCUGGACCGGCUCACCAGUCAGGCCGGGACGAGGGAGCACCUUCGGCAGCUGCGUUCCGUCACCCUCGAGGAAGUUACGCGGCUCAAGCAGGAGAAGGAGCAGCUGCACGAGGAACUGCACCGAGUUAAAUACGCCAGCACGGAGGACGCUGCUAAGAUGGUCGGAAUGAUCGAGGACCUCAAGAAGAAGGUGGAAGAGAAGGAGGCCAUGAAGGAGGACCUGUCAGGGCGCCUCGACGGAACACUCAAGAUCCUGGCGGGCGUGAGGGCGGGGCAGGAGCACAUCGCGGAGAAAUUGGAGACGGCCGAGAACGAGCGCCCACCAAAAGCCGAGUCUCCUCUGCAGUAUCUUGUGGUUCUCAUGGCAUUCUGCAUGGACAGGGCCAGGGAGCUCAUGGAAGAAGUGAGGGAUGCUCAGAUCGACCAGAAGCUCGCGGAGAUGGUGGAAGAGGAAAAGGACUCGGGAGGAAUGAUGACGUCACCGGAGAACAUUCGCGUGGCCUUCCCAGCCGCCGGCGCCACCGCCAAGGCAGCUCAGCAACAGGUGGAGGAGGGCGGGGACAGCGGCGAGGAGGAGGAGACCCUGACGAGGAAGUUCAUCAAGCGACAGGCCCAGAUGAUCGUGGAGGCGAAGGCACGCAAGAGGAACCGACCUGUCACGUCUUUCAAGUCUUAGAGCCUGAAAUCCCGCAGCCUUGCAAGGACCCGGUGAACUGCUCCGACUUCUUUGGCAUCAAUGUGUGUAGAUCAGCGGCGCUUAACUACAGUGCAUUCAGUCUCGGGAUAAAAAGAAAAGGUAACUUACCCGAACUCUGAAAUACUCCGAUUCUAAUCAGCUUACUGUGUCAAUACCUGUUUCAAUUUCUUUUGUAUUUAGAAAACAUACCUUUUUAUUUAUUUUAAAAUUUACUCCCUUCAAUGACACUUUAUAGCGUUCGACUUCUCUUGAUUGUUUAUCCAUUAUAUAUUGAUUAUCAUUUUUAUUCCCAGUAAGGGCGCUUUCACACAGGGUGGCACGACGCACUGGCAUGUCGUUUAACAAUAAACAUCCGAAAAUAUGUGGAACCUUUCACAAAGAAGUGGCGUGGCAUGUCGCAUUUGCCACGUGCGACCUGCGUCCGAC
Penaeus chinensis is the source of this 2337-nucleotide messenger RNA. It is a transcript of the gene CCDC151, whose product is annotated as outer dynein arm-docking complex subunit 3-like. The record is from RefSeq and is a predicted model, not a curated record. Bases 253 to 1890 code for a protein of 545 amino acids. The transcript is spliced from 13 exons. Gene Ontology annotation, biological process: outer dynein arm assembly; cilium movement. NCBI's taxonomy places the organism in Eukaryota, Metazoa, Arthropoda, Malacostraca, Decapoda, Penaeidae. Gene Ontology annotation, cellular component: cilium.